GCCAAACACGGACACGCAUGAUACGCGCUGCAUUCCGCAACCGACAGACUGAGAAGGUGAUUUCGGUUCAACCGCUCUUCUCCCCAGUCGACCGGCCAUUUCUCGGGUUGAAAUGUAAUUACACAGAAGCAAGGGCAUGUGCUCACGUUACCUUUGGUUGACUAGACUGCAGCUGGGCGGUGCUUUGCUGCACGGGCUACAAAGUCACCAGAGAACAAAGUUUGAAAUGAGUCCCUGCGAAACAAACCUGUGCAACGCGCGCCGAGCGAGAGACCGAUAAUGGAUUCAGCCAAGCGGGAUGAACACAUGAGCGAGCACGCCGCCAACCUACUGGGGACGGGACAGAGGUCCAAACGGACACAAAGCGCCACCAAAACAAAGUCAAGAUGCUUGAAAGUCCUCUGUGCGGUCCUUCUGCUUGGCUUGCUGGCUUUAAUUCUCACAGUCAUAUUUAUACUCAAACACCGUUGCAGUGAUAAAGAUGCUAUUAGCUGUAGAAACCGCUGCUUGUCCAAAAGUCGUGACUCUACCGCUGUGUGCCACUGUGACGCUGCGUGUGUGAACGAAGGCACCUGCUGUCUGGACUAUCAGGAAACGUGUUUAGAACCAAGUCAGCGCUGGACGUGUUCUAAAUUCCGCUGCGGUGAGGAGCGUUUGCUGAACAGCCUCUGCUCCUGUUCUGAAGACUGUGUGACGGAGGGGGACUGCUGCUCAAACUACAAGAGUGUAUGUGAAGGUGAAAAACCUUGGCUGGAAGGGGACUGUGAAGACAUCAAG
This is a messenger RNA of Puntigrus tetrazona (Sumatra barb), 777 nucleotides long. RefSeq names its product ectonucleotide pyrophosphatase/phosphodiesterase family member 1-like. The annotation marks the transcript as partial. The transcript has 5 exons. Lineage: Eukaryota; Metazoa; Chordata; Actinopteri; Cypriniformes; Cyprinidae. The record is from RefSeq and is a predicted model, not a curated record.